Messenger RNA from Homarus americanus (American lobster), 2535 nucleotides. RefSeq names its product WD repeat-containing protein 86-like. Gene Ontology annotation, biological process: proteasome-mediated ubiquitin-dependent protein catabolic process; ubiquitin recycling. Gene Ontology annotation, cellular component: nucleus; cytoplasm. Lineage: Eukaryota; Metazoa; Arthropoda; Malacostraca; Decapoda; Nephropidae. The transcript is spliced from 10 exons. The coding region runs from base 82 to 1434 and encodes 450 amino acids. Gene Ontology annotation, molecular function: ubiquitin binding. The record is from RefSeq and is a predicted model, not a curated record.
GGCCAUACCAGGUGCCACUCGCCCACUCGGUGCCACAGGAGGGGGUAUAGUCUCCCGCCAUGAAGUAAAGAGUGAGGCAGGAUGGGGAGUGGUGCCAGCAAAGAAGGCCUGGAAGGCGAGCCCCUGGAGACGGUAGAUGUCCACACCGGCGGCAUCAACUGCAUGUCACUUUCCGAGGACAGCUCCCUCCUGGUGACCGGCUCAGACGACAAGACCGUCCGUAUGUGGAGCACCAAGACGGAGCCUAUCGAGGACUUGGGUGUGUUGGACAGUAACACCAAGGGGAUCAUGGACCUGGGUGUUCUCACGGGCCACACGAGCUUCAUCCAGUGCGCUGUCGUGUAUGAUACCUACGUCAUCACGGGGUCUAAGGACACUACCAUUAAGAGAUGGGACAUGGCAAGCGCUGACUGCGAGUUUACAUAUGAAGGUCACACGGGCCGCAUUAACCGCCUCAUCUGCACAGGAGAGUUUAUCUUCAGUACGUCACAUGACAAGACCGCACGGGCGUGGCUCUUUGAUACUGAAGAUGUGGAUGACCCAACUGAUGCCUGUAUCCGUGUGCUAGAGGGACACACCAGUGUAGUAUCACCUCUCAUCUUCAUCCCGGGUCAUGAUACGGGUAUACCGGACGAGAAUGGUCUUAACAUCAACCCUGGGGAUCUGAUCGUGACUGCCAGCUUCGACAACACUGUCAAAGUUUGGUCCUUCGAUACUGGGGCCUGUCUGAAGACCUUGAAGGGUCAUAGAAAACCCAUCACCUGUAUGGACACUGAUCCUAAAGGCCGCAUCCUCUAUACAGCGGGGCAAGACAGGUGUAUAAUCGCCUGGGACAUUAACAUGGGCAAAAAAAUGAAGGUAGUUGAGGACGCACACACGGGAGCUAUCCUGUACUUGAGGGUGGUGAACCGCUUGAUGUACACGUCGGGGACAGACCACACGGCUAAGUGCUGGGUGAGGGAGGGCUUGGAGAACACCCGGACAUACAAGGACCACACCGAUAGCGUCGCCUGUGCCAAGUUCCAUAACGGCAUCUUAUACACAGUCUGCAAUGAUGGGUUCGUGAGGGCCUUCGACGCUAAGAGUGGCGCCCUCAAACGCAAGUACAAGGGCCAUGAGAACGCUGUGACGUGUUUGACUGUGUGUGUCAACGAGUACGAGGGACAGGUCUACACGAGGCUCAUGACAGGGGGUAAUGACUCGACUGUGAGGGUGUGGAAUGCUACUGAUCUUAGUGACAAAAUCCCAUUAAUACAACAACCUGUAGACCGUGACUACACCAGAGUUCAGAGCAAACGCCUAGACGAACUCAACCAACACCUGGACGACUACAUGCCCGACGAUUCUCUGAACAAGUCGUCUGGGCAAACUGUUCCUGGUGGCAUCAAGAACAAUCUCGACGACUCAGAUCUCAAUAUUAUCGAUGCUGACUAAUUAAACUGUUUGUUGUCGACGAGGAUAACAAGGCUGGUAUAGUUGUUGUUAAGGAUGUGUAGGGAAGGUUAAUUCAAAUCAGAAAUAAGAAUGAGGACAAGUCACGUAGGGUCGAAUAAAGGAAGAGAAAUAGAAGAUAAUGAUAUUGAAUGACACACUACGAGGAAUAAGCAACAUCCCACUAGAAAUUAUAAUGAUAAUGUAAAUAGUGAAAAUAAUAAUGAUAUUAAACAAUUGAAUAACUAAAGCAAAUCAUGAUAGAUAAGGAUAUAAAUGAUAAUGUAACUAGUGAAGGAAAUUACGAUAAUAAUAAUAAUAAUAAUAAUAAUAAUAAUAAUAAUAAUAAUAAUAAUAAUAAUAAUAAUAAUAAUGCUUUGUAAAUUAUGUAAGUACAGUCCUAUUAAGUAGAAUGAAACGCUUUAGUUAUACCAUACAGUGCCUUAAUACAGUGCAUCUGUACAUUGUAACCACACACCUGUACUUCAUUAACCCUACCUGUAAAUUACGAACUUUUUAUGUGAGGUCACGAGAGGUCACCAAUGUGUCCGCCAGGUGAGGUUACGGAGACACAUGUUAUAUCAGAUGUGUCGUUGACUAUGUAUCUUCGUCAACAGCUGGUAGGGUUAUGUGUCAUGUCGAUAUUGGUACUGUAGUAGGCUGGCCAGGAUACAUAGACUGAUAGUGUGGUAGGAUGGCCAGGAUACAUAGACUAACACUGUGGUAGGAUGGCCAGGAUACAUAGACUAACACUGGUAGGCUGGCCAGGAUACAUAGACUGAUAGUGUGGUAGGAUGGCCAGGAUACAUAGACUAACACUGUGGUAGGAUGGCCAGGAUACAUAGACUAACACUGUGGUAGGAUGGCCAGGAUACAUAGACUGAUACUGUGGUAGGAUGGCCAGGAUACAUAGACUAACACUGGUAGGCUGGCCAGGAUACAUAGAUCGCUUCAUUUGUUACACCAUGCUAGUCAUCACAGAGGGACAGGAACUGAUGUGUCUUGUAUAGAUGACCUGAAGAAUAACCACCCCAGGUUAUUUCACCUGAAGUCUUAUUACCUAACCUAACCUAACCUAACCUAACCUAACCUAAUUUAACCUAA